CGGCGGCAAAUCAACAUGGAUCGCGAAAUGGACGACGCCUCCAGUGCAGAAGAGCCACUCUUGACAGACGAAGAACGAGGCGCCGAUGGCGGUGAGCAACGAAUCCCAUGGCAGCCACCUCCGACUGAGUACCUGGGCUCCAAAGUCAAGUAUUUCCGUCGCCUCCAGAAGGACUGGGUGUCAUUGUCACCCCCUGCCAAAGCAACCAAGCCGCCCAGUGUGUACCCUCCGCCCCACGUACUCCCACCUGCAGCGUUUGUACGCGGCGCCAGUGAAGAAAACCUGGCGCCAUCGUCGUCGAAUCGAGUCUUCCAGAGCUCAUGGGCGACGGUGUUCUCAAUUUGGAACACCAUGAUUGGAUCCACAUUGGUGGCGCUUCCGUAUGGUUUCUCAUGCAGUGGCGUGCUGCUUGGCAUUGGCAUUGUCAUUCUCGUCGGGGUCAUUUGCUGCUACACAUGCAACUUGGUCGUACGAUAUGGCAAGGACUUUCCAGAUUUCGGAGAUCUCAUGCAAUACCACUUCGGCCAGCGAGCGCAAGUGCUGACCCUGAGUGUGUCGGUGUUUGUUCUGCUCGGUGCAUGCAUCGCGUACCACGUACUGAUGAAGCAGUGCGCGUACACAGUGUUCCACGCCGCCUUUGACUGGCUCCAUAUCCAGGUGCAUUGGUCGCCGGCGGCCGCGGCGUUCAUCGUGUGCUUGCUCUUCCCACUGACGAACGUCAAAGAUUUUUCGACGCUCGUGUUCCUCAAUUCGUUUGGGAUUCCAUUCCUUGUCUUCACCAUCUACUUCAUCACGUUUCAUGGCAUUCGCGCGAUUGCUACGCACGCUCCCAUGGACGCGAUCGAGUUUGGCGCCAAGUCGACGUUCGGCGUCCUCGGCGGCAUCGUCACUUUGUCCUUCUUCAUCCACAAUGCCAUCCAGCCCAUCAUCCGCAACAGCAACCCUGCCCAUUACACGCGCGACGUCACCGUUGCCUACGUCUUGGUCGGGAUCAGCUACACCGCUGUUGGCGUACUCGGAUACGUUGGGUUUCCCAGAGGACAUCCCUUCCAGCAAAACUUUCUCGACGCGUUUCCAGUGGAGGACGUGUUUGCCUUUGCCGCGCGCGUGUCGCUGCUUUUCCAACUUGCGACGGUGUACCCACUCUUCUUCCUCAUCAUUCGAACGCAAUUGUUUGGACUGAUCUACCGAAACACGUGGCCGAGUGCGUGGCGCGUCGUGCUGCUCAACGUGGCAAUCAUGACCGCCACCACGCUCUUUGCAGUCUUCUACCCGCACGUCGGCGACAUCCUGAGGUUUACUGGCGCUGUCGGUGGGCUCAUCCUCAUCUUCAUUGCCCCUGUCGGCCUGCACUGGAAGCAGCAACGGGCCAAGCGGCUGUGGACGUGUGGAUCCAUGCUUCUACACGGAGGGAUUGUCCUCGUUGGCGUUGUGCUGCUCGCGCUGCAAUUUGUCCACUGAGCAAGUUGUCACAUAAUUGAGAUGCGUUGAAAAAAUCGUCGUGCAAUGCUGAUUCACAUACCGGCUGAA
This is a messenger RNA of Aphanomyces invadans, 1530 nucleotides long. RefSeq lists its product as hypothetical. The record is from RefSeq and is a predicted model, not a curated record. Bases 16 to 1461 code for a protein of 481 amino acids. Lineage: Eukaryota; Oomycota; Saprolegniomycetes; Saprolegniales; Verrucalvaceae. Gene Ontology annotation, biological process: amino acid transmembrane transport. The transcript is spliced from 6 exons. Gene Ontology annotation, molecular function: amino acid transmembrane transporter activity.